AACAUUUUAGGGAAUUUGAGAUUUGUGUUGGAAAGGGAUUUGCCAAACCGGCGAUUGUUCCUGUUUCGAUUUCGAUAAUUUUCACCUCGCAACAUGUCGAAAACUGCAUUAUUAAUAUUAUCCGAAGGAUCAGAAGAAAUGGAAGCUGUUAUUUCAGCUGAUGUUUUAAGAAGGGCUGGAGUAAAAGUUACGAUAGCCGGUCUCCAAGGUUCAAAUCCUAUAAAAUGCAGUAGGGAUGUUGUUAUUGUGCCAGACGUCAGUCUUCAAGAGGCGGCAAAACAGACUUAUGAUGCAGUAAUUUUACCUGGAGGUCUUAAAGGAGCCGAGAGUUUAGCACAAAGUGACAUUGUUAAGGAUAUACUUCAAUCUCAAGAAAAAAGUGGUCGUCUAAUUGCAGCAAUAUGUGCAGCUCCAAUUGCCUUGAAGAGUCAUUCUAUUGGAACUGGAAAGCAGAUAACUUCUCAUCCAUGCAAACAAGCUGAGCUAUCUACAGGGGAAUACACAUAUGUUGAAAAACGUGUGGCUGUUGAUGAACAUCUGAUAACCAGUCGAGGUCCAGGAACAGCAUUUGAAUUUGCCCUGGCUAUUGUCAAGUACUUUUUUGGAAAAGAAAAGGCUGCUUCCCUUAUUAACCCAAUGUUGGUAAAUGCUGAAAUUGAAUAAAUGGCUAUAUUAAAGAA
Molecule: messenger RNA, 680 nt
Organism: Argiope bruennichi
Lineage: Eukaryota; Metazoa; Arthropoda; Arachnida; Araneae; Araneidae
Product: Parkinson disease protein 7 homolog
Exons: 5
Coding region: 94-663 (189 amino acids)
Biological process (GO): guanine deglycation, glyoxal removal; protein deglycation, glyoxal removal
Cellular component (GO): cytosol; nucleus
Molecular function (GO): protein deglycase activity
Source: RefSeq, a predicted model, not a curated record